Molecule: messenger RNA, 378 nt
Organism: Oppiella nova
Lineage: Eukaryota; Metazoa; Arthropoda; Arachnida; Sarcoptiformes; Oppiidae
Source: the annotation of a GenBank genome assembly
AUGAGCUUACACCGGGAUGAGGAGACGGAUGAUUCGGAUCGGAUAUUGCAGGCGUUCGUCGAGGGGGACAAGACUAACACCAUCCUCAAGGGUGCACUGGCCAAGGUGCCCAUCAGUACAGUUAGCAAAUUGGGCAAAACGUGUUUCAAGGAUAUCGGCUGCUAUUCUGGUGUGAAAUUCAAAGAGGUUGGAAAGGGUUUCAAUCAUCUGCCGCUAUCACCACAAAAAAUAAACCCGGUCUUUUUUCUCUAUACACUCAACAACACCAGAAAGGGCAGAAUUUUGCGUUACAACCCUAAGAAGAAAGACAUGGAAGGGACGGGAUUUGACCCCCGAUUCCCCACCUUUAUUUUACCCAUGGGUUUCUUAGUGACGUAG